This is a messenger RNA of Rhodotorula toruloides NP11, 642 nucleotides long. Its product is annotated as protein of unknown function DUF2231. The record is from RefSeq and is a predicted model, not a curated record. Lineage: Eukaryota; Fungi; Basidiomycota; Microbotryomycetes; Sporidiobolales; Sporidiobolaceae. The transcript has 4 exons. The coding region runs from base 1 to 642 and encodes 213 amino acids.
AUGUCUUCCGCUGCUCAGAAGGCUGAGGCCGUCGCUACGCCCGUCGCCCAGGUCGGCAUGGGGCAGGUCAAGUCGUGGGGACACCCGCUCCACCCGGCAACCGUCCACAUGCCCAUCGGCUUGCUCUCCAUCUCCUUCGGCCUCGACGCUCUCCAGAUCGCCCCUGCCCUCUCCUCCGGCCUGACCUACCUCAAGCUGCUCCCUCCCGCCGCAGUCGUUAAUACCCUCUCGCACUACACCGGCGCCGCAGGCCUGCUCUUCGCCCUCCCUACGCUCGCGACGGGCAUCGCAGAGCUCUACGGCAUGUGGACCGGCCAGGCGAAGCAGAAGGAGUCGGUCAAGGCGACGGUUGCGGAUGCGGCGGUCAAGAAGGACAUUGCGGGCGAGAAGCUCAAGGUCACGCUCACGCAUGCGACGCUCAACGACAUCGUCAUCGGCAUUGCGACGUACAACUGGUGGAUUCGCCGCCAGUCGAGCCAGCUCAUCCUCCCCCGCUUCAACGCCCUCCUCUCCGCCGCCGCCAUCCCCCUCUUCCUCUACUCGGCCUACCUCGGCGGCUCGCUCGUCUACGAAUACGGAGUCGGCGUGCAGCGCCAGGGUGAGGCGGCGGAGAUCAAGCAGAAGGCGCAGAAGGAGCAGUGA